AUGGCACCAUUUGAGGAGACCGUGGGCGUCGCCCACGCCCGCACUGGCCUCCUUGGCAACCCUUCGGAUCAGUACGAGGGGAAAGUGAUUGCAGUGUCUGUCGCCAACUUCCACGCAGAGGUUCGAAUGGUACCUUCAGAGCAGCUGGAGUUCCAUCCCCAUGCACUGCACGACACCAACUGCUACUGCUCCAUGUCCGAAAUGGUUGAAGCAGUGCAAUCUAAAGGGUAUUAUGGAGGAGUGAGGUUACUGAAGGCAAUUUGCAAGAGGUUUUAUGAGUACUGCAGGGAUCAUGACAUACAACUCAAAGAGGUCAAUUUCAGAAUGAGCUACUCCACGAAUGUGCCCAGGCAGCUGGGGCUUGCAGGGUCAUCUGCCAUCGUAUCAGCAGCCCUGUCUUGCCUCCUGUCCUUCUAUGGUAUAGAAGACAUGAUGCCUUUGAGAGACCGGCCAGGGCUAAUUCUUUCUGCAGAAGGAGAGCUUGGUAUAACAGCAGGGCUGAUGGAUCGAGUCGUUCAGGUGUAUGGGGGCUGUGUGUUCAUGGAUUUCAAUGGCGAUUAUGUGAAACAGCAUGGGCGCGGACGGUACAAAAGUCUACCAGUGGACAAACUUCCGCGCCUCUGGCUUGUGCUUUCACGCACCCCAAGUGAAUCGGGCAAGGUGCACAGCGGGGCGAAGCAGAGGUGGCUAGACGGUGAUCAAGAAAUCAGACGCGUGAUGGCAGAGGCUGCUGGAACAGCAGAAAUGGGCAGGAAUGCCCUGCUGGAUGGCGACCACAAGGCCCUUGGGGUUGCAAUGAACAGGAACUUCGAUCUGCGUCGGUAA
Messenger RNA from Ostreobium quekettii, 825 nucleotides. The record is from the annotation of a GenBank genome assembly. Lineage: Eukaryota; Viridiplantae; Chlorophyta; Ulvophyceae; Bryopsidales; Ostreobiaceae.